Messenger RNA from Akanthomyces muscarius, 1641 nucleotides. RefSeq lists its product as uncharacterized. The coding region runs from base 1 to 1641 and encodes 546 amino acids. The record is from RefSeq and is a predicted model, not a curated record. Gene Ontology annotation, molecular function: heme binding; iron ion binding; oxidoreductase activity, acting on paired donors, with incorporation or reduction of molecular oxygen. The transcript is spliced from 2 exons. NCBI's taxonomy places the organism in Eukaryota, Fungi, Ascomycota, Sordariomycetes, Hypocreales, Cordycipitaceae.
AUGGCCACCCUGCCCAGUCUUGGUGUUCUUUGGGCAAGUCCUACAAUUCUUAUUCCGACCGUCUUCAUCGCGCUGUUUCUCGCCAGCCGGCUCUUCUUCCCGGGCAAAAGUGGUGGACGACAUGUCCUUCCACCCGGUCCUGCGCGUCUCCCCUUCAUCGGCAACCUCCUCGACAUGCCACCGCCGGGGGUGCCAGAGUUCCAGCACUGGCUCAAGCACAAAGAGCGCUACGGCUCGGUCAGCUCCGUCACCGUCAUGGGUCAGACCAUUGUCAUCCUGCACAGCAAAGAGGCCGCUCGGUUCAUUCUCGACAAGUACUCCAAGAGCACCGCGUCGCGACCGCACAUGGAGUUUGGCCACAACAUGUGCGGCUACGACAACCUCUUGCCGGUGCAAAAGUCCGAGGACGGCAGCUACCGCCGACGUCGGCAGCUUGUGCACCAGCAGCUCGGCACGCCAGCGGCGUCGGAGCGGUACAAGGAUGUGCAUGAACAGCAUGCGGGUGAGCUGCUCCAGCAGGUGCUGGACUCGCCUGAGCGGCUGAUGGAUCAUCUAAAAUGCUGCACGGCCGCGAGCGUUCUAGACGCAACGUAUGGAUACACGCUCGAGUCUUCCACCGAGGUCGACCCUCUGGUCACGCUUAUACAGCGCUUGAUUGACAACGCCACGGAAGCAUUCGUGCCGAUGGCAUGGCUCGUGGACGCCGUGCCGGCUUUGAAAUACCUACCCAGCUGGCUACCAGGCACCGGCUUCAUAAAGACGGCCAAGGCGUGGAAGCAGACUGGCGAGGAGGUCGCCAACAAGCCAUACGCACUCGUGCAAGAGCAGAUGCGCAAUGGGACCCAUCGUCCGUCGUACGUCUCUGGCAUACUGGACAUGCUGGCCCGUGGCGACAACGCGAACGACGACGGCGGCGACAAUGGCGGCAGCGGCAGCAUUGCCGAAGAGCCCUCCCGGGAUCGCAUCGACGAGGAGGACAUCAAGUGGACCGCGGCGAGCAUGUACGGCGCAGGAGUCGAAACAUCCACAUCGACCCUGGAAGGCUUCAUUCUCGCCAUGGUCAUGUUCCCAGAGGUGCAACUCAAGGCGCAGCGGGAAAUCGACAGCGUCGUCGGCCCAGACCGACUGCCCACCUUCCAGGACCAGCUCAACUUGCCGUACACGGCGCACGUCGUGAUGGAAGCGCUCCGCUGGUUCCCCGUCGUGCCCAUGGGCAUCGUUCACACCUCGCAAAAGGACAUCAUCUAUGACAAGUAUCUCAUCCCGAAAGGGUCAUAUCUUCUUCCGGCGGUAUGGUGGUUCUGCCACGACCCCGAGGUCUACGCAGAUCCGGAGGCGUUUGACCCGGAUCGCUACCGGGAGCCUCGCAACGAGCCUGAUCCGAGGACCAUCGUCUUUGGGUUCGGUCGCCGGGUGUGCCCUGGCAGGUACUUUGCCGACUCCAGCCUGUUUAUUGCCGUGGCACGGCUACUGGCGGCCUUCACGAUUACAGACGACGUGGAUGAGCAGGGCCGCGCCACGACGGCUGAGCUCAAGCAUAGGCCGUCCAUGACAAGCCGCCCAGUCAAUUUCCCUUUCAAGAUUGUCCCGAGAAGCGCCAGGCAUGCAACACUUGUCCGUAACUCACAAGCGACUGGAUAA